Molecule: messenger RNA, 2388 nt
Organism: Zasmidium cellare ATCC 36951
Lineage: Eukaryota; Fungi; Ascomycota; Dothideomycetes; Mycosphaerellales; Mycosphaerellaceae
Exons: 1
Coding region: 1-2388 (795 amino acids)
Biological process (GO): glycerophospholipid catabolic process
Cellular component (GO): cytosol
Molecular function (GO): A2-type glycerophospholipase activity
Source: RefSeq, a predicted model, not a curated record
AUGCCGCGCGCUAUUCCACGGCUUCACGCAGGGAGCUUUAGAAGGCUAGCAUACACACUCGGUGGCGGUUCCUCGGUCAUUGUUGGAUAUCGACUAUGGCUCAGUCGACCGCCAAUCUUACUGGAGAGCGGCCAAGAUGCAAGCGCCUUUAGCUCCAAACCAGAGAUCUCUCUCUCAGAACGUUUCAAGCGCGCUGCCGCAAUACAGCAAUCGGGCCACGAUGAAGACCCAGAGAGCAGGGCAGAUACCCAGACUCCUCCGCCACAAACCAAGGGCCACUCCGUUUUCGAUGCCGAGGGCGACGAUGCGUCAGCUUGGGACACAGCGACACUUCAAAUUGGUAGGGUGUGCGAGUCGUUCGUGGGGUUUGACUUCACAUCCAUACGAUCGAGACUGGCUUCCUUGAUCGUGCCUUCAUGGCUUCGAACUCUACCCGAGCUGUUGACGAAGCUCCAAAAUGAACUAUCAAUGGCGCCUUGGUCCUUGAGCUGGGAGAUUUGGGAAGAAGCGCAUGAUCCCGAGAUCAAUCCUGAAAUCCUCUGGGACGCGCAGGUUCGUGUGUCUGAGGAUCUCUGUCCAGAGGAGCAGGCGUUUCUUCGCAAGCGCCGAAAGAACACGGCAAGGGCUCUCUCACGAUACCUAGGAGUACCGGAGAAAGAAGUCCACCCCGACGACGUGCCCACUAUAGCGAUUUGCGGGUCCGGGGGCGGUCUUCGAGCACUGGUAGCAGGGACAUCUUCUUACCUUUCUGCACAUGAGGCUGGACUUUUCGACUGCGUCACAUAUACCGCUGGUGUAAGUGGUAGUUGUUGGUUGCAGACUCUAUAUUACUCUUCGAUAGGAAAGUUGAGUCACCAGAACCUCAUCGACCACCUCAAGGACCGAAUCGGCAUCCACAUUGCUUAUCCUCCGGCAGCUUUGGCCUUGUUGAAUCAGGCGCCUACCAACAAGUUUCUCUUAGCUGGCUUUGUGGAGAAGCUCCGCGGCGUGCCUGAUGCUGACUUCGGCAUUGUUGACGUGUACGGACUCUUGUUAGCGGCACGCUUGAUGGUACCAAAAGGCGAAUUGAGAUUGAGUGAUUUCGACUUGAAGAUCUCAACCCAGCGCUUCUAUGUAGAAGAUGGUGCGCAGCCAUUGCCCAUCUAUACGGCCGUGAGACACGAGAUACCCAAUGUGCCAGACGACUUUUCUGGCAUGGCCAAAGAAGCUCGUUUCAGCACCAAGCACUACGACUGGUUCCAAUGGUUUGAGUGGACGCCCUACGAGUUCUUCUGCGAGGAACUCAACGCAGGCAUUCCAAGCUGGGCCAUGGGGAGGAGAUUCUACGAAGGGCGGAACGUGUUGCCCGAAAACGGUCUGGCUCUACCUGAAUUAAGAGUACCACUGAUGUUGGGCAUAUGGGGAAGCGCCUUUUGCGCUACGCUCUCUCAUUACUACAAGGAGAUUCGCCCAAUCAUCAAAGCGGCAGGACUCGCCAGCCUGGAUGCUGCACUAGCACAGAAGGACGAAGACCUUGGGAAAGUCCAUCCGGUGGAUCCUGCGGUUAUCCCAAACUUCGUACUGGGGAUGAAGAACAAGCUGCCGCGAAGCUGUCCGGAAAGCAUGCACAAAUCUCAACAUCUUCAGCUGAUGGAUGCUGGCAUGUCUAAUAACCUGCCAAUCUAUCCACUGCUUCGCCCCGGCCGUGAUGUGGAUGUCGUCAUCGCAUUCGAUGCGUCUGCCGAUGUGAAGACAGAUAACUGGAUCAAAGUCGUCGAUGGCUAUGUCCGCCAACGUGGUGUCAAGGGCUGGCCGAUGGGAGCCGGUUGGCCGCCUGCAGGAGAGUCCACUGAGCAGGUGACAGAAGACAUGGAGAUUGCCGAAGCUGCUUCGGUGGCACACUCUCCGCGGACCUUGAAUAGUGUUCAGUCGAAACACGAUGGCAGCAUGGAGGAGCUAGGUCAUUGUACGGUCUGGGUUGGCACGACGCAAGAACGCGACGAGUACAUGGACGACCCGGCCACACGGCGGCUGAAGUCAGACCUCUCAGACGACUGGCAUCUCCUGAACCCCGACGCAGGCAUUGCACUCAUCUAUUUUCCGUUCCUGAAGAAUGACAAAGUGCCCGGUGUCGACCCCAUGACAUCCGACUUCAUGUCGACGUGGAACUUUGUCUACACACCCGAAGAGAUUGACAGGGUUGUCAACUUGGCGAGGGCGAACUUCGAAGAGGGCAAGGAGCAAACCAAGAAGACCAUUCGAGCGGUCUGGGAGAGGAAGAAGGCCAAGCGGCUACGGAGAGAGAAAGAAGAGAGGGAGUCGAGAAGACUGAGUCGAGUACGUCGUGGAUAUGCUGCGGUGUCGAGAAACGGUGAUGUCGGUCAGGGCGAUCAGUUUGGUGGAAUCUAG